Molecule: messenger RNA, 1559 nt
Organism: Mirounga angustirostris (Northern elephant seal)
Lineage: Eukaryota; Metazoa; Chordata; Mammalia; Carnivora; Phocidae
Gene: GSC
Product: goosecoid homeobox
Exons: 4
Coding region: 327-1268 (313 amino acids)
Biological process (GO): regulation of transcription by RNA polymerase II
Cellular component (GO): nucleus
Molecular function (GO): DNA-binding transcription factor activity, RNA polymerase II-specific; RNA polymerase II cis-regulatory region sequence-specific DNA binding
Source: RefSeq, a predicted model, not a curated record
AGGGCCAAAUCUGGUUCUGUUUGUCAUCUGCAUAUUACCAGGAACUAAAUCCAGGAUGACGUCGACUCAGUAUAAAACCAACAAGAGGUUCAGCUGGUCUAAACUCCGUCCUACCCGCGGGUUGAGUUCGGCGAACGCCGCUGCGAGGGGAGGGCGGGAGGAGGGAGAGCGGACGCAGGGGGCGGGGAGGGGCGCGGGGCUGCGCGCUGGCCCGCGCUCUCUUUCGGUUUGGUCGGCCGCUGGAGGAGAGUGGACCCCCCCCAACUUUUGAGGCUUUUUCCCCGGCGCCUCCCCGCCGCCCCCCGGUCCCGGCGCGGGGCUCGGGGAUGCCCGCCAGCAUGUUCAGCAUCGACAACAUCCUGGCCGCCCGGCCGCGCUGCAAAGACUCGGUGCUGCCCGUGGCGCCCAGCGCCGCGGCUCCCGUCGUCUUCCCGGCCCUGCACGGGGACUCGCUCUACGGCGGCGGCGGCGGCGGCGCCUCCUCGGACUAUGGCGCCUUCUAUCCGCGCCCCGUGGCCCCCGGCGGCGCGGGCCUCCCGGCCGCGGUCGGCGGCUCCCGCCUCGGCUACAACAGCUACUUCUACGGGCAGCUGCACGUGCAGGCGGCGCCCGUGGGCCCGGCCUGCUGCGGGGCCGUGCCGCCGCUGGGCGCCCAGCAGUGCUCCUGCGUCCCGACGCCCCCAGGCUACGAGGGCCCCGGCUCGGUGCUGGUGUCCCCGGUCCCGCACCAGAUGCUGCCCUACAUGAACGUGGGCACGCUGUCGCGCACCGAGCUGCAGCUCCUCAACCAGCUGCACUGCCGGCGGAAGCGGCGGCACCGCACCAUCUUCACCGACGAGCAGCUGGAAGCGCUGGAGAACCUCUUCCAGGAGACCAAGUACCCAGACGUGGGCACCCGCGAGCAGCUGGCCCGGAAGGUGCACCUCCGCGAGGAGAAAGUGGAGGUCUGGUUUAAAAACCGCCGUGCCAAAUGGAGGCGGCAGAAGCGGUCCUCGUCGGAGGAGUCGGAAAACGCCGAGAAGUGGAACAAGACGUCGUCCAAGGCGUCGCCCGAGAAGAGGGAAGAGGAAGGUGUCCAGCCCUGGGAAGCAUCAGUGAAGAGAGAUCUUAAGAAGCCCUCUCCCAAACCCUCCUCUCUCCCCUGGGAUUUGUUCCACUGUACCUUCUGUUUUCCUAAUUCCGAGGUCCUCUGGAGUCCGCCGACCAGAAGCAAGCGACCGGCUUCAGUCUCGCUGAGCAUUUGCCCGCCCUCCCUUAACCUGAGCUGAUUUUAUAGAAGCUAUCAUUAGUGAGAUAAUUUUAGCUGUGAUGGACAGAGUUCAAAAGUGUCCAUAGCCUUUCCUUCCUGAUCUGCCAGUCGUAGAAUGCCGAGCCCUGGAAAUGCUCCCACCCUGUUGCAUCAGGGAGGCUCCCGACCACAGAAAAUGCCAGCAACAGCAGGUUAAGGAGACAGAUUCUCUUUGUCGGGCUGAGCGAGGCUGAGCUUCUUUCCUGGCUAUUGCCAUGCUCCCAGUGCUCAGAACUAACACAUGGUAACUUGUUUAAAAAAAAAUUUUUGU